This is a messenger RNA of Hypanus sabinus (Atlantic stingray), 6826 nucleotides long. RefSeq names its product deformed epidermal autoregulatory factor 1 homolog. Gene Ontology annotation, biological process: regulation of transcription by RNA polymerase II. The transcript has 14 exons. Lineage: Eukaryota; Metazoa; Chordata; Chondrichthyes; Myliobatiformes; Dasyatidae. Gene Ontology annotation, molecular function: DNA binding; DNA-binding transcription factor activity, RNA polymerase II-specific. Gene Ontology annotation, cellular component: nucleus. The coding region runs from base 115 to 1872 and encodes 585 amino acids. The record is from RefSeq and is a predicted model, not a curated record.
AGCGCUCGGGUGUGCGGGAGGAUUCUCAGCACUCGAGUGAAUUCGGUGGAGCUCGGGUCGGCGGAAGGAUUCGGCAGCACUCGAGUAAAUUCGGCGGCGCUCGCCGAAGGGACGAUGGAAGCGAAGGGGCUCGGCAUGGAGUCGCCUGAAGUGACGGAGGUUUCGGUGAUGGGGGAAGAGCAGAUCGACAUGGCCGAGCAGCUGCCGAGCUCCGACGAGGCUGGCUUCGCAGAGGUGACAACGGUGACAGUGGCGAGUAUGACUGGAGCUGCUGAUAAUGUUUUCACAACGUCUGUUGCAAAUGCUUCCAUAUCAGAGCAUGUACUGUCAGGAAGAACCACACUUCAGAUCGGAGAAGGACUGCCCACAGACAAAGCCACUCUGAUAGUGGUUCACACCGACGGCAGUAUUGUCGAAACAACGGGAUUGAAGUCAUCUAGUACACCUAUAACCCAAGGUCCACAGACUCCAUCCACUCCUCUGACAUCAGGCCCUGACAAAGAUGGGACUAAAUACAACUGGGAUCCUUCUGUGUAUGAGAAUGAACUACCAGUCCGAUGCCGAAAUACAAGUGGCAUUUUGUUUAAAAACAAGUUGGGUUCUGGAGGCCGUGGGCGUUGCAUUAAACAUGGAGAGAACUGGUUUACUCCCACUGAAUUUGAAGGGUUGGCGGGUCGCGCUAGCAGCAAAGACUGGAAAAGGAGCAUCCGAUAUGCUGGUCGCUCCCUGCAGUGCCUGAUACAGGAUGGCAUCCUAAAUCCCCAUGCAGCCUCUUGCACCUGUGCUGCCUGCUGUGACGAUAUGUCUCUGACUGGCCCGGUCAGGCUCUUCGUUCCUUACAAAAGACGCAAGAAGGAAAAUGAACCAAGUACUGCCCCAGUUAAGAAGGAAUCCUCCAAGAACAUCACUUUACUGCCUGCAGCAACUGGGACAGCCUUUACAAUGACUCCAGCUGGUCAGAUCACUCCAUCUGGAACAUUGGCCUUCGAGCGAACACCCACAGCGGAUGCUACAGCCAUGAUAUCAGAUGGUACGACACAGGGAGAUGUCUUCACUGGUAGCACAGAGGAUGGGAUCCACCAGGGGCAGACCUGUCGCGACUGGUGGUGGGAUACAGCAAAUAAAACCCCAUACCCUUUACAGGGGCAUGAGGGUCACAGACAAGGUAGCCGUGCAGGCCUCGGGGUUCCUCAUGUCUGUGGAGAUGAUGCCACUCAGGGACGGCCUCAGGACCAGGUAGAAGGUGCCACAUCAGGUCCAUCCCGCUCACCUCCACACUCGGCUUCACCAGCAUCACUGGGAGCUGGUGCCAGUCCUGAUACGCACACGUCGAAGAGUAUCAGUGAGUUUGAGGAGGGAACACAGGUAUUGGCAUCGCUCCCUGCACUCGCUGUACCGACUCCUCCCACUCCGAGCAAAGUGAUCUCACCCACUGCCUUGAAUGGCUUGGAGGUUGCUGAGCAGCGUAGCUGGCUCUACCUGGAGGAGAUGGUCAAUUCGUUGCUGGCCACAGCUCAGCAGCUGAAGACACUGAUUGAGCAGGCAAAACAAGCUAGCAUCGCUUCGAAGGAUGGUGCCAUUGCUCAGGCCAAGCUGCAGGCAGACACUGAGAGGAAAGGGACCCUGACGCAGUACCAGAACCAGAUACCAUUCCACUCAGCUGACGAUGUGGAUGGGAAAGCUGAGAUGAUCAUCAAGCGAACAUGUGUGAACUGUGGCCGUGAAGCAAUGAAUGAAUGUACUGGAUGUCACAAGGUCCAUUACUGCUCAACAUUCUGCCAGCGAAAGGACUGGAAGGACCACCAGCAUGUGUGUGGGCAGGCAGAAGAUGUGCAGGUGGCAGAAGUGGAUGUGGACAAGGUGAAAGUUUGAGCACCCGCCAGUUUAUCCAUUGGUGAAAUUGAUCCAGGGUGCAUGGACCAAGCUCUGGAAUCGGGGAACGUCCAUGAACUUUAUGGUGCAGAUUAGCUUUGAUGACGGAAAAACACACUUAAAAGGCAGAAAAUGCUCUGGGAGAGAUGUGAGCCUGGAGUCCUGUGUCCCUAUCUUAAUCCAGCCCCUGGGUCUUGAAAAGGACACGUUACUGCUCACUAAUACACACCAGCAUGUGUGUCCUCCACAUGGAGCCCAUAUAGAGUUACAGCUGCACACAUUAACCUUGGAUAGAUGGUGGGGAGGGUGUGUUUGUGCAAAGGACAGGGUCUGUUCUGAGCACUGGUAUUGAGGUGAGGGGGUUACUGGUGGGUGGGGGCCGUGGACAGCAUCAGGGGAGGCAAGAGACAGAGUUAGACCUUGUUGUUGUGAGUGUUUUGUGAUUGAGCUCAGAAAUUACAUGGAAUGAAGCAGGUUCUGUGUCCGAUAUGGUGAGCAGUACUCAUGCAGAUGAAAGCAUACCACCAGCAUGUACAUGGUGUCUCCCAGACUAGCAGAGUGUCCAGGCCCAAAGCCAAGCUGAAGAGUGGUGAGUUUCAAACGCAAUGUAAUCUAAUUUCUCCAUUUUUGUCUUUAUUGGAAGAAAUUGAAUCCUAUAGCAAGUUACAUUUAAAUUCAAAAAGCUGCUUGUGGAAAACAAAUCAGGAGCAGAGGAACACAGUGUUUGAAUGGGUCGAGGGACUCACUCAAUCAGGAGCAGAGGAACACAGUGUUUGGGUCGAGGGACUCACUCAAUCAGGAGCAGAGGAACACAGUGUUUGGGUCGAGGGACUCACUCAAUCAGGAGCAGAGGAACACAGUGUUUCUAAAUGGGUCGAGGGACUCACUCAAUCAGGAGCAGAGGAACACAGUGUUUGGGUCGAGGGACUCACUCAAUCAGGAGCAGAGGAACACAGUGUUUGAAUGGGUCGAGGGACUCACUCAAUCAGGAGCAAAGGAACAGUGUUUGGGUCGAGGGACUCACUCAAUCAGGAGCAGAGGAACACAGUGUUUGAAUGGGCUGAGGGGCUCACUCAAUCAGGAGUGAAGGAACACAGUGUUUGAAUGGAUCGAGGGGCUCACUCAAUCAGGAGUGAAGGAACACAGUGUUUCUGAAUGGGUUGAGUGACUCACUCAAUCAGGAGUGAAGGAACAGUGUUUGAAUGGGUCGAGGGGCUCACUCAAUCAGGAGUGAGGGAACACAGUGUUUGAAUGGGUAGAGGGACUCACUCAAUCAGGAGUGAAGGAACAGUUUUUCUGAAUGGAUCGAGGGGCUCACUCUAUCAGGAGUGAAGGAACACAGUGUUUGAAUGGAUCGAGGGGCUCACUCUAUCAGGAGUGAAGGAACAGUGUUUGAAUGGGUCGAGGGGCUCACUCAAUCAGGAGUGAAGGAACAGUGUUUGAAUGGGUCGAGGGGCUCACUCAAUCAGGAGUGAAGGAACACAGUUUUUCUGAAUGGGCUGAGGGGCUCACUCAAUCAGGAGUGAAGGAACACAGUUUUUCUGAAUGGGUCGAGGGACUCACUCAAUCAGGAGUGAAGGAACACAGUGUUUGAAUGGAUCGAGGGACUCACUCAAUCAGGAAUGAAGGAACACAGUGUUUCUGAAUGGGUCGAGGGGCUCACUCAAUCAGGAGCAGAGGAACACAGUGUUUCUGAAUGGAUUGAGGGGCUCACUAUCAGGAGUGAAGGGACACAGUGUUUGAAUGGAUCGAGUGACUCACUCAAUCAGGAGUGAAGGAACAGUGUUUGAAUGGGUCGAGGGACUCACUAUCAGGAGUGAAGGGACACAGUGUUUGAAUGGGUCGAGGGACACUCAAUCAGGAGUGAAGGAACAGAGUGUUUGAAUGGGCUGAGGGGCUCACUCAAUCAGGAGCAGAGGAACACAGUGUUUGGGUCGAGGGACUCACUCAAUCAGGAGCAGAGGAACACAGUGUUUGGGUCGAGGGACUCACUCAAUCAGGAGCAGAGGAACAGUGUUUCUAAAUGGGUCGAGGGACUCACUCAAUCAGGAGCAGAGGAACACAGUGUUUGGGUCGAGGGACUCACUCAAUCAGGAGCAGAGGAACACAGUGUUUCUAAAUGGGUCGAGGGACUCACUCAAUCAGGAGCAGAGGAACACAGUGUUUGGGUCGAGGGACUCACUCAAUCAGGAGCAGAGGGACACAGUGUUUGAAUGGGCUGAGGGGCUCACUCAAUCAGGAGUGAAGGAACACAGUGUUUGAAUGGAUCGAGGGGCUCACUCAAUCAGGAGUGAGGGAACACAGUGUUUGAAUGGGUUGAGUGACUCACUCAAUCAGGAGUGAAGGAACACAGUGUUUCUGAAUGGGUUGAGGGGCUCACUCAAUCAGGAGUGAAGGAACACAGUGUUUCUGAAUGGGUCGAGGGGCUCACUCAAUCAGGAGUGAGGGAACACAGUGUUUGAAUGGGUAGAGGGACUCACUCAAUCAGGAGUGAAGGAACAGUUUUUCUGAAUGGAUCGAGGGGCUCACUCUAUCAGGAGUGAAGGAACACAGUGUUUGAAUGGGUCGAGGGGCUCACUCAAUCAGGAGUGAGGGAACACAGUGUUUGAAUGGGUUGAGUGACUCACUCAAUCAGGAGUGAAGGAACAGUGUUUGAAUGGGUCGAGGGGCUCACUCAAUCAGGAGUGAAGGAACACAGUUUUUCUGAAUGGGCUGAGGGGCUCACUCAAUCAGGAGUGAGGGAACACAGUGUUUGAAUGGGUUGAGUGACUCACUCAAUCAGGAGUGAAGGAACAGUGUUUGAAUGGGUCGAGGGGCUCACUCAAUCAGGAGUGAAGGAACACAGUUUUUCUGAAUGGGCUGAGGGGCUCACUCAAUCAGGAGUGAAGGAACACAGUUUUUCUGAAUGGGUCGAGGGACUCACUCAAUCAGGAGUGAAGGAACACAGUGUUUCUGAAUGGAUUGAGGGGCUCACUAUCAGGAGUGAAGGGACACAGUGUUUGAAUGGAUCGAGUGACUCACUCAAUCAGGAGUGAAGGAACAGUGUUUGAAUGGGUCGAGGGACUCACUAUCAGGAGUGAAGGGACACAGUGUUUGAAUGGGCUGAGGGACUAACUCAAUCAGGAGCAGAGGAACAGAGUGUUUGAAUGGGCUGAGGGGCUCACUCAAUCAGGAGUGAAGGGACACAGUGUUUGAAUGGAUCGAGUGACUCACUAUCAGGAGUGAAGGGACACAGUGUUUGAUUGGGUCGAGGGACUCACUCAAUCAGGAGUGAAGGAACACAGUGUUUGAAUGGGUCGAGGGACACUAUCAGGAGUGAAGGGACAGUGUUUGAAUGGGUCGAGGGACUCACUCAAUCAGGAGUGAAGGGACACAGUGUUUGAAUGGGUCGAGGGACUCACUCAAUCAGGAGUGAAGGGACACAGUGUUUCUGAAUGGGUCGAGGGACUCACUCAAUCAGGAGUGAAGGGACACAGUGUUUGAAUGGGUCGAGGGACUCACUAUCAGGAGUGAAGGGACACAGUGUUUGAAUGGGUCGAGGGACUCACUCAAUCAGGAGUGAAGGAACACAGUGUUUGAAUGGGUCGAGGGGCUCACUCAAUCAGGAGUGAAGGGACACAGUGUUUGAAUGGGUCGAGGGACUCACUCAAUCAGGAGUGAAGGGACACAGUGUUUGAAUGGGCUGAGGGACUCACUCAAUCAGGAGCAGAGGAACAGAGUGUUUGAAUGGGUCGAGGGGCUCACUCAAUCAGGAGUGAGGGAACACAGUGUUUAAAUGGAUCGAGGGACUCACUCAAUCAGGAGUGAAGGAACAGUGUUUCUGAAUGGGUCGAGGGGCUCACUCUAUCAGGAGUGAAGGGACACAGUGUUUGAAUGGGUUGAGGGGCUCACUCAAUCAGGAGUGAAGGAACACAGAGUUUGAAUGGAUCGAGUGACUCACUCAAUCAGGAGUGAAGGAACACUGUUUCUGAAUGGGCUGAGGGGCUCACUCAAUCAGGAGUGAAGGGACACAGUGUUUGAAUGGGCUGAGGGACUAACUCAAUCAGGAGUGUAGGAACACAGAGUUUGAAUGAAUCGAGUGACUCACUCAAUCAGGAGUGAAGGAACAGUGUUUGAAUGGGUUGAGGGGCUCACUCAAUCAGGAGUGAGGGAACACAGUGUUUGAAUGGGUAGAGGGACUCACUCUAUCAGGAGUGAAGGAACACAGUGUUUCUGAAUGGGUCGAGGGGCUCACUCAAUCAGGAGUGAGGGAACACAGUGUUUGAAUGGGUCGAGGGGCUCACUCAAUCAGGAGUGAGGGAACACAGUGUUUGAAUGGGUAGAGGGACUCACUCUAUCAGGAGUGAAGGAACACAGUGUUUCUGAAUGGAUUGAGGGGCUCACUCAAUCAGGAGUGAAGGAACACUGUUUCUGAAUGGAUCGAGGGGCUCACUCAAUCAGGAGUGAAGGAACACGGUGUUUGAAUGGGUUGAGGGGCUCACUCAAUCAGGAGUGAAGGAACACAGUGUUUGAAUGGGUCGAGGGGCUCACUCUAUCAGGAGUGGAUUUAGGGGAAUUUGCUCACUAUCGAUUAAAUCUUUAUGCUUAGCAGGAUUAGUUUGAAUUGAUUUUUUUUAACUUAAGAUUUUCUAAUGCUUCCUGUGAGGAGCUGAGAAAUUCACUUUGAGUGGCGCAUCUCUGAGAGAUUUAACAAAAUUCCUCCUUUCCAGGAGACCAGAGCUGUUUUUCUCAGUGUACCUAUACUUGUAAAUAAGGGUGACUUUUGGUGGGUUGGGUGUGAAUCCUGAUUUAAACCCAGUCUCUGGUAAUGCCUCUUUCCAUCACUGUUACUUUUGAUAAGAAUGGGGUUCUUGAAGAACUUUGUAUAAUUCCUUGUUGUUAUCAAAAUAUUCUUGAAUUUAAGUUAUCUGUAUGUUUUCUUCUUGCAGAGCUGAUCAGUAAAUGAAGUUGUUCU